This is a messenger RNA of Leucoraja erinaceus (little skate), 4326 nucleotides long. RefSeq names its product iduronate 2-sulfatase (gene ids). The coding region runs from base 61 to 1758 and encodes 565 amino acids. The record is from RefSeq and is a predicted model, not a curated record. Lineage: Eukaryota; Metazoa; Chordata; Chondrichthyes; Rajiformes; Rajidae. The transcript is spliced from 9 exons. Gene Ontology annotation, molecular function: iduronate-2-sulfatase activity.
GCCGACAGGCAGGCGGGGCAUGGCUCACAUGAGCGGCCGGGCAGGGUCGGGUCAGGGACAAUGAGCGGAGCGGCUGCACGGCCGCCCGGUUCCCGUGGGCACCGUUCCCCGGCCAUGCAGCGGGGAACAGCGGCGGCAGCUCUGGCUCUGCUCGCUGUGCUGACUUGUUGCAGAGCGAACCCGGAACCCCAGCCGCACGGAGCCCGGGACCAAGGGAACAUGAACGUACUCUUCAUUAUUGCCGAUGAUCUGCGGACCAGCCUGGGUUGCUAUGGAGAUCCAUUAGUCAAAUCACCAAACAUUGACCAACUUGCUUCCAAGAGCAUUGUUUUUAAAAAUGCAUUUGCCCAACAAGCUCUAUGUGGACCCAGUCGAACGUCCUUCCUGACCAGUCGACGUCCCGACACCACCCGGCUGUUCGACCACAACUCCUACUGGAGGACACACGCGGGCAACUACACCACGCUGCCUCAGUACCUAAAGAUGAACAGCUUCCUAACCCUGUCGGUGGGAAAAGUCUUUCACCCAGGGAUAGUGUCCAAUCAUACAGAUGAUUAUCCGUACAGCUGGUCCAUUCCUCCAUUUCAUCCUUCAACGCAAAAAUAUAAAAAUGCCAAGGUGUGCAAGGGACCGGAUGGUAAAAGAUACGCAAACUUAGUGUGCCCAGUGGAUGUGAAGGAAAUGCCAGAACAAACACUGCCUGAUAUACAGAGCACCGAUGAGGCAAUUCGUUUACUGAAAAAAGUAAAAAGCACAGGAAACCCUUUCUUUUUAGCUGUUGGUUAUCACAAACCACACAUUCCACUCAAAUAUCCCGAGGAAUUUUUGAAGCUAUAUCCACUUGAGGAGAUCCACCUUGCACCUGACCCUAAAGUGCCAUCGAAAUUACCUCCAGUGGCAUAUAAUCCAUGGACUGACGUGAGAUCGAGAGAUGAUGUCCGGGCUCUUAACAUAAGUUUUCCAUAUGGACCCAUUCCUGAUAACUUUCAGGUAUUGAUUCGCCAGAGUUAUUUUGCUGCCGUCUCAUACAUGGACACUCAAGUGGGCCGUCUCUUGAAUGCGCUGGAAGAACAAGGACUGGCCAAUAACACAAUUGUUGUGUUCACGUCUGACCACGGUUGGUCGCUAGGCGAGCACGGAGAAUGGGCCAAGUACAGUAACUUUGAUGUAGCAACCCGUGUGCCUUUGAUGUUUUAUGUGCCAGGACUGACUGCGGCUUUACCUCUUCCAAAGCAAAGAGUGUUUCCCUUCAUUAAUCCUUUCACUGAUAAAGUGGGGAAUUGGCCGAGAGGUUCGAUGGUGGAAUUUAACGUGGAAUUGGUCGACCUGUUCCCGAUGGUCUGUCUGCUGCUCAGGCUACCCGUACCCCCACCGUGUCCAAAGCCUUCCUUUCACGUGGAGCUCUGCACCGAGGGAGAACCUAUAGCCGACCUUUGGAACCACAGGGCCACCAGCGAUGCCAAGGAUGAAUCGUUUGUCUUCACCCAGUACCCCCGCCCAGCGGACAUCCCUCAGCCCAACUCUGACCUGCCUUUGCUGGACGACAUCCGCAUCAUGGGAUACUCCAUCCGCUCCAACGAUUACAGGUUCACAGAGUGGGUGAGCUACAACCCAUCCACAUUCACCGCCAAUCUCACCGACAUCCAUGCAGGAGAACUCUACCUCCACAUGUCCGAUCCCGGGCAAGACAACAACCUGUAUAACAACCUUGAAUUUGCUGCGCUGGUCCGUAAGUUAUCGACUUUAAUUAAAGUCUGAGGAUCAUGUAGAUUUGAAUGCAGUUGUUAUGUGGAACUGAUUUUUUUACGCUGAGUUUAAAAACACUGCCCUCCAUAAUGUUUUGGACAAAGACCCAUCAUUUAUUUAUUUGCCUCUGUACUCCACAAUUUGAGAUUUGUAAUAGAAAAAAAAUCACAUGUGGUUAAAGUGCACAUUGUCAGAUUUUAUUAAAGGCCAAUUUUUAUACAUUUUGGUUUCACCAUGUAGAAAUUAGAGCUGUGUUUAUACGCAGUCCCCCCAUUUCAGAGCACCAUAAUGUUUGGGACACAUGGCUUCACAGGUGUGUUUAAUUGCUCAGGUGUGUUUAAUUGCCUACUUAAUACAGGUAUAAGAGAGAUCUCAGCACCUAGUCUUUCCAUCAGAAAUGAGGAAAAUUGGAUUGACAGAAAUAUCAGUAAAGAACAUUCUAGAGUGUGGAGGAAAAUGAAUAACGUUGUUGUUUGAUUUCUUGAGGGCCUCUGGGCUUAUAAAAAGGAUCUAAUAUAAAGACAUGAGUACUGUGGAAUGAAGCCAGAAGGUGGCAGCAAUGCAACAUUGCGGAUGCCGGCUGCCGUAAAACUCCAAAGAAGAAGAAGUCUUUCCAUCACCUUUGGAAACUUUAAUUGCUGUUUAUCAGCAUGAGGACCAAAGUUGUGCCAAUGAAAGUCAAAGAAACCAUUAUGAGACUGAGAACCAAGAAUACAACUGUUAGAGACAUCAGCCAAACCUGAGGCUUACCAAAAUCAACUGUCUGGAACAUCAUUAAGAAGAAAGAGAGCACUGGUGAGCUUACUAAUCGCAAAGGGACUGGCAGGCCAAGGAAGACCUCCACAGCUGAUGACAGAAGAAUUCUCUCUUUAAUAAAGAAAAAUCCCCAAACGCCUGUCCGACUGAUCAGAAACCCUCUUCAGGUGUCAGGUGUGAAUUUGUCAAUGACCACUGUCCACAGAAGACUUCAUGAACAGAAAUACAGAGGCUGUACUGCAAGAUGCAAACCACUGGUUAGCCGCAAAAAUAGAAUGGCCUGGUUACAGUUUGCCAAGAAGUACCUAAAAGAUCAACCACAGUUCUGGAAAAAGGUCUUGUGGACAGAUGAGACAAAGAUUAUCUUAUAUCAGAAUGAUGGCAAGAGCACAAUAAGGAGGAGAGAAGGAACUGCCCAAGAUCCAAAGCAUACCACCUCAUCUGUGAAACAUAGUGGUGGAGGUGUUAUGGCCUGGGCAUGUUUGACUGCUGUAGGUACUGGCUCACUUAUCUUCAUUGAUGAUACAACUGCUGAUGGUAGUAGCAUAAUGAAUUCUGAAGUGCAUAAACACAUCCUAUAUGCUCAAAUUUCUACAGAUAACUGCAAUUCUGGUUCAUACCAAAGAUAGACACAAAAUGCUGGAAUAACCCAACGGGUCAGGCAGCAUCUCUGAAGGAAAUGGACAAAUUAUGUUUUAAGUCUGAAGAAGGGUCUUGAUUCGAAAUGUCACCUAUUCCUUUUCUCCAGAGAUGCUAUCUGACCCGUUGAGUUAUCCCAGUAUUUUGUGUCUAUCUUUGCGUGCAAUAUUCGAUUCUUUAUUGUCAAGCGUACCAAGGUAUAGUGAAAUUAUUUUUUGUUUGCAAAUAGAUCAGUUAGAUUAUUGCCAUACUUAAGUACAAUCCCCAUUUAAGUACAGAAUGUAUAGAAACAGCCCACAGAUUCACAGAAACAGCCCACGGAUUCCAUAUGCACGAGUCACCAGAUUUUGGCGUCAUUUUCAAAGUCCCAGUUGCAGCUCAUUGUAGAUCUUGCCUCCAUUCUGGAUCGUCCAGCAAACCGUCAUCACUCUCCUUACCUGGCCCCACCGCCCCAAGGUGUGCCUCCCGCAGCUGACCUGGAGGACACAGAAGGUAAGACCCCCGGUUCUUCUUACUGGUCCUUUGUCCUUCGCCAACUCCCUACACCCUCCUCUGCGGUUCCCGGGAGUGAGCAGGAGAUGAAUUUCGCACGAGGCCCCCAGUCCACAUGGUUCUCGUUACUGCGGCGGGUGGGUCAGGCCUGCUGCCAGGCGGUGAAAGGCCGCGGCUUGUCGAUUCUGCCGCGCAGCUCACCGGGAUAUGUGGAGAACAUAGAAUGCUGAGUUACUCCAGCAUUUUGUGUCUGUAUCUUUGAUGUAAACCAUCAUCUGCAGUUCCUUCCCCUCCUGUCCCUUGCACUGCUAUUGGUAAAUUUAAUGUUGCCUUUUAUUAAUAACUUGUUUUGAGCUGGCUCUAGUGUUUGGACAGCGGGUCGUUUCAAACAGGUUACUUCUGACGUUGAACUCUUGCUGCGUUUUCUUCUUCUUCUUUCAUGUGGCGUGCACAGCCUAAAGUUUUUGGACAACUUGUUCUAUUUGAUCAUCCAUUUGUGCACGUCGAGUUGAUUGCAUUAGUCGAAACGGGGCAGACCACGUGAAGGUUGCAAUCUUCCACCCCUUGCUGUGUUUUGAGGUCUAUGUGAGAUCGCAAUUUACAGCAAAAUCCUGCAAAUUUCAACACUGACAAACGACAAGUGAAAUCCACUUUGUUAUGAGCGUGGAAUAAAUUGUUGGUUGAGAAUUUCAA